Plodia interpunctella (Indianmeal moth) is the source of this 2634-nucleotide messenger RNA. RefSeq lists its product as uncharacterized. The transcript is spliced from 4 exons. Lineage: Eukaryota; Metazoa; Arthropoda; Insecta; Lepidoptera; Pyralidae. The record is from RefSeq and is a predicted model, not a curated record. The coding region runs from base 1 to 2634 and encodes 877 amino acids. Gene Ontology annotation, molecular function: nucleic acid binding; zinc ion binding.
AUGGCUGAGGAAACAACUGGGAAUGCGCUCAGCCUCGCCGCGUCGCUGCGCUACUGCGAGCCGCGGAGCCUCGCCGCGUCGCUGCGCUACUGCGAGCCGCGGAGCCUCGCCGCGUCGCUGCGCUACUGCGAGCCGCGGAGCCUCGCCGCGUCGCUGCGCUACUGCGAGCCGCGGAGCUUCGCCGCGUCGCUGCGCUACUGCGAGCCGCGGAGCCUCGCCGCGUCGCUGCGCUACUGCGAGCCGCGGAGCCUCGCCGCGUCGCUGCGCUACUGCGAGCCGCGGAGCUUCGCCGCGUCGCUGCGCUACUGCGAGCCGCGGAGCCUCGCCGCGUCGCUGCGCUACUGCGAGCCGCGGAGCUUCGCCGCGUCGCUGCGCUACUGCGAGCCGCGGAGCCUCGCCGCGUCGCUGCGCUACUGCGAGCCGCGGAGCCUCGCCGCGUCGCAGUGCUGCUGGGAGCCGCGGAGCCUCGCCGCGUCGCAGUGCUGCUGCGAGCCGCGGAGCCUCGCCGCGUCGCAGUGCUGCUGCGAGCCGCGGAGCCUCGCUGCGUCGCAGUGCUGCUGCGAGCCGCGGAGCCUCGCCGCGUCGCAGUGCUGCUGCGAGCCGCCGAGCCUCGCCGCGUCGCAGUGCUGCUGCGAGCCGCGGAGCCUCGCUGCGUCGCAGUGCUGCUGCGAGCCGCGGAGCCUCGCCGCGUCGCAGUGCUGCUGCGAGCCGCCGAGCCUCGCCGCGUCGCAUGCUGCUGCGAGCCACGGUGCCUCGCCGCGCCAUGGUGGUACGUCUUGUUAUCAACGUCGGUCAUACAGUCGCACGGGACGAUCAGACCGGUCAUGUAUGGACCCUACAUCAAACCGCAUGUGUGACCGUGACCGGUCCCGUAGUAAUUUGCGUAGAAAAUCUAGAGAUAUUUCAGACUAUCAAUCUCAAGAACGGAUGGUAAGAGGGUCACACAAAAGUUUGGUUCAGGAUUCAUACUACCAUUCAAAUAACGGAUCUUGUAAUAACGCUCAUGAGCGUUCAAAUGAGUAUUGUAAUAUUAAUGUUGCAAAUUCUGCCGAAGAUAACUUCACUAAGUUGGUUAACGUAAUGAAAUCCAUUUUACCUAAAGAUUCUUUUGAUAAGUUAAACUCUAUUCACAAUACCAUACCCGAAUUUGAUCCAUCACAUAAAGGACAGACGAUGACAAUGUGGAUUCACAAAGUGAAUGAAUCUGCCACUAUAUAUAAUUGGUCAGAAAAACAGACAAUACAUUUCGCCCUACCAAAAUUGCGCGGCGUUGCUCAACGGUGGUACGAAGGUCUCUCUUCAGUUCUGUUUACAUGGAAAGAGUGGCAAGAGAAGUUACAGGCUGCUUUUCCGUCCGAUGAGAAUUAUGGUCAAAUGUUAAGUGACAUGUUGGCUAAACGGGCGCGUUUUGGGGACUCAUUAGAGGACUAUUACUAUAACAAAAUAAUAUUAAUUAAUAGAUGUGGUAUAACGGGUAAACGAGCUGUAGAGUGCAUACUACACGGCAUUGACGAUCGGUCAGUUCGAUUAGGUGCUGAGGCUGUACAAUAUGACGACCCUAAUAAAUUAUUAUCAUAUUUGAGAAACUCUCGAUAUGUUAAGACCAACAAUGACCGCAGGAUUAGCAGCAAGAAUCAGGUUAAUAAUAAAAAUGAUAACUCGCAGUCUUCUCACAAAGUCAAAUGUUAUAAUUGCAAAGAAGAAGGUCAUGUUUCAUCUAAAUGUACUCAACCAGUAAAGAAAUGCGGUAGGUGUUUGAAAAUCGGUCACGAGACCGAACAAUGUUUUUCCCGACUGCCAAACACCCAGAAAGUAGUUAUGAAAGUAGAUAAGACAGAUACUAUCAAUGGCAAAUAUUUUAAAAAUGUGAAAAUUAACAACAAUCUGAUGGAAGCUUUUAUAGAUUUAGGCAGUGAAUGUUCAAUGAUUAAACUGUCAGAAUCUAAAUUUCUAAACAACGAUCUUGAUACCAAUGAUUUACCAACUCUGAGAGGCUUUGGUAAUUCGAUAGUUAAAGCACUAGGUAAAAUACGCGUUAAGGUAGUAAUUGAUGAUGUGCAAGCUGAUAUAGACAUAUUUGUAGUUCCUGAUGAUGUAAUGCAUAUGCCGUUACUUAUAGGACAAUCAUUUACUGAACAACCUCACAUAUUGAUUUGUAAGACAAGUGAUAAUUUGGAAAUAACUCAAUUACCUAAUGUUAGCUAUGAUACAAAUAAAAUAAAAAUAUUUUGCAAAAAUGAUGUUCAAGUAUCAGGUUUAACAGCAAUUGAAGUUUAUACUGGACAAUAUUUUUGCGGCGACCUUUUCAUUGAGGGAGAUGUUAGAUUCAAAUCAGCAAUUAAAUACUCAGUACUAUCCGGACUCUUCACAUUUAACGAAAGUACAGGCACUAUUGUAUUAAAUAAUUUACACGAGACUCCAUUGACAUUACAUAAAGAUUUUCUAGUUGCGCGCGGACGUGCCGCUUUAGAGUUAACUAUAACCAAACCACUAGAAGUACUUACCACCUCCACAAUACUACAAAAUCCAAAGUUUGCACCUAUUACUGAUACUGAUAUAAAAAUGGACAUUUUGAGUUUAACCGAAUGCCCUUUGGUCUUGCGAAUGCCCCCGCUACUUUCCAACGGACAAUGA